AACACUAAACAAUUCCCGAUUAUUUGAUUUGGCUGUUCGGACCACCCAAACCCUCACCUUCUGUCAUCUCCUUCCUUCGUGUUUUCUCUUUCUGCAUUUUUCAAUUGGCUCUCGCAAACCCUAAUUCUAGCUCCACGUAUACAUACAUAUAUGCAUACAUCUCUCGAUUUGCUUUUGGAAUCUCUUUUGCUCUGAAUUUUUUUGUAUUGCCACUCGCUGAAUCACUUCUUUCUUUCUCUUUCUCUCUCACUCUCACUAUUCGUGUGUUGUGUGUGUGAUUUUUGGUCGGAAAUUUGUGAAGUAUCGAUUUGUCGUCAUGGCGGAGAGCAAGCUAGAUCUUCCGGAGGAUCUCAUCGCAUCUAAGCCGUCCGAUCAAUCGUGGACUCCAAAAGCUUCCAUUGGAAAUGAUGAGGACAAGGGUUUGGUGGCAUUACUGGACGAAUCCAAGGAUCAGGCAGUGUCCGAGAGCAUUCCAUUGUCUCCACAGUGGCUUUAUGCGAGGCCAAAUGAACCUAAGACGCAGGAAACCCGGGGGCCAAGUUCUCUGUCACUUGGUAGUUCUGCUGAUUUGAACCAGAAGGAGGUUUGGCGCUCAGAAGCAACUGAGGACAAAAAGGAUUGGAGAAGAAUUGCUCCAGAACCUGAUAGUGGACGCCGCUGGCGUGAAGAAGAAAGGGAAACUGGGAUACUUGGUCGAAGGGAUCGCAGGAAGAUGGAUAGACGGGUUGACAACGCUCCAGGCAGAGAAACAACUGAAAAUAGAUCUUUGCCCGCCACUGACAGAUGGCAUGAUGUUAGUAGCCGCAACUCUGGGCAUGAAACGAGGCGUGACAAAUGGUCUUUAAGAUGGGGUCCUGAUGACAAAGAAAAGGAUGCUCGGGUGGAGAAAAGGACAGAUGUAGAGAAGGAAGAGUCCCAGGGUGAGAGCCAAUCAUUUGUGUCUAAUAGCCGUUCUGUUCCUGAACGCGAUUCAGAUUCUCGUGAUAAGUGGAGGCCUCGACACAGGAUGGAGGGAAAUUCUGGCGGGUUGGGUUUUCGCGCUGCACCAGGAUUUGGACUUGAAAGGGGACGAGUUGAGGGCUCAAAUACGGGCUUUACUGUAGGGCGUGGCAGGUCGAGUGUUUCUCUUGUAAGACCGCCAUCUGUGGUUCCAAUUGGUGUUGCUCAGUAUGACAAGAGUGAAAAUGUUCCCGGAAAACCCCUCUCUGUUGGAACAUUUGUUUACCCAAGGGCCAAACUACUUGACAUAUACCGUAAGCAAAGACUUGAUUCAUCCCUUGCCCGCAUGCCUGACAAUUGGGAGGAAGUUCCUCCAAUAACUCAAUUAGAUGCUAUUGAACCUUUCGCUUUUGUUGCUCCUGAUGCUGAGCAGGAGGCUAUCCUAAAUGACAUAUGGAAGGGUAAAAUAAUAAACAGUGGAGCCUCAUACAGUUCGUUUAGGAAGGGCGGAUCAAUUGAUGAUGUUUCAGAAUUGGGAGAAGAAUUGAACAUUGGAAGACAGGUUUCCCUCACUGCUGAUGUCAUCAAAGAGAUACCAGAUAACCUUGUGAAAGCUUCAGUGGAUCUUCAUAAAGCUACGGUUGACAGCAUCUUCUACGAUAAUAUACCUAAAACAGAGAGAACUGCUGAUCACAAAGAGCAAUAUGAAAUUUCAGAGGCUAUAAACAGAAAAGAACUGGAUGUUGGUAGCGUAAAAUCUCUGAAUGGUGCUCAGUCUGAUGCCUUUCAGCUCAAGGUAACAGGUUCUGCUGUUAAUCAGCAGCCUCUGUUAGAUAGUGCCAAAUCUGCUACAUCAUUUGAUGCUAACAACAAUCUUCCCGGUGAAUCGAACUCCCUCUUUGCUAUGCCAACAUCGGACCAGUAUUGGGAUGGACAGCUACAUGAGAUUGGAAGCAGAACCAAUGAAUAUCAGCUGAAUAGAGGAAUUCCUCCAGAGGAAUUAAGUUUGUAUUAUCGGGAUCCUCAAGGGGAAAUCCAGGGACCUUUUCUUGGAGUGGAUAUCAUUUCAUGGUUUGAGCAAGGCUUUUUUGGGACUGAUUUACCUGUACGUUUGGAAGAUGCUCCUGAUGAGUCACCAUUCCGGGAAUUGGGAGAUGUUAUGCCUCACUUGAAAUUCAGACAUGAGCAUGAUGGUGGAUCUGAUUCCAUUCCUUCAGUAGUGGAUGGCUCAGGCUGGCAAGCUGAUUGCAGUGCUACCUCUGUACAGCACGGUCAAUCGAAGUUACCCGAAAAUCAACGUUUGUCAAAACACUUGUACUCCCAAGGAGAAGAUUUCCAUGAUGAAGAAAUCGUGUUCCCUGGGAGACCCGGAAGUGGUGGCAGUGCUGUAGGGAAGAUUUCUAGAGGAUAUGGCGAACCUGCUACAAGUAGUGGCAACAAGGCUUAUCUUACUAAUGAACUGACAGACUCUGGUAUGUCAGAUCAAAAAGGCAGCAAGAUGCAUCCUCUUGGUUUGUUAUGGUCUGAGCUUGAAAGUACUUAUGGAAGAAGUGAUCAUACACCUCAAUUUGGUGGAGGUGCACAAGACAAGAUUAUUAACCCUGCUUCUGGAAGGAUCGCUCCUUUUAAUGCGAUGCCUGAUCCUACCCGUGUCCCUGAGGCAUGGAGCGAUGUUUAUGGAAGCAGUGCACUUUCUGAUUCCAACUUGUAUCAAGAUGUCUUGGACGCUCGCCACUCUUCAGGGAUGGACCAAGAAUUUAACCGCUUUGAUUUAGCAGAGAAGCUAUUGCCUCAGCAACUUCAGCAGCAGCAUCUUCAGUCACAUAGUAUGAUGCCUCCUCAUAACACACACUUCAACGAAGUAAUGCUAGAGGGGGACCCAAGUCUGAGUUUGAUGCACCACAACAAGCUUGCCAGUCAAACAGCACGAGACAUGGAACACAUCGUGGCCCUUCAGUUGCAACAGCAGAGGCAGCUACAACUUCAACAACAGCAGCAGCUGCAGAAACAACAACAUUUUCACCAACAGCAAAUCUUGUUGAAAGAGCAACAGCAGUCUCAGGCCAGACAGCUUCUUCUUGAGCAGCUGUUGCAGAGUCAGUUGCGUGAAUCUGGUCGUGGACAGUCGCAUAUGGAUGCUCUUAGAUCUAAUGCUGCUCUUGAACAGGCCAUACUGAAGCAACAAAUUCUGAAUGAUCUGCAACAGCGCUCCCAAUUUCCUUCAAGGCAUCCAGAUCCCUCCCUCGAGCAGCUAAUUCAAGCAAAAUUUGGUCAAAUGCCUCAUCAAGGGCAUCAAAAUGAUUUACUGGAGCUCUUGUCACAUGGAAGGCAUGGACAAAUUUACCCCCUGGAUCAACAGAUUAUUCAGCAAGAUCAGCUGCAUGGGAGUCAGUUACCUUUGGGGCUGAGGCAGCGAUUGGAAAUGGAAGAAGAAAUGCAAAUGGGUCGUGGGUGGCCCCUUGAUGAAGCUAGUCAGUUCCACAGAAAUCCUGCUGCCUCUCAUAGAGCUAUCUCUGCUGGAUUCAGCCCUCUUGAUUUUUAUUCCCAACAAUUACCACCUUCCGAGGAGCAUAUCAGCCAUCUUGGGCGGAAUCUUUCAGUACAAGAUAGACUUCAACCUGGUCUCUAUGACCCUGGCAUGUUGCCUUUUGAGCGCGCAUUGUCAUUGCCGGGUGGAGCAGCUGGGGUAAAUCGUGAUGUUGUGAAUUCAUUGGCUCGUGCUCAAGGUCUAGAAUUGCAGGAGCAGAUUCCACGGAUGCACCCUGGUAGUCAAGUUGAUGGGUUCUCAUCUGGUAUUUACUCGCAGCAUACCAACCACCCUUUCUGGUCUGAGAAUAAUGGUCAAUCAUCAAAUGACUGGAUGGAGUCAAGACUUCAACAACUACAUCUUCAUAAUGAGAGGCAGAGAAGGGAAUUGGAAGCCAGAAGGAGUACUGAUGAUCCUAGUUUGUGGAUGUCCUCUGGAAAUGAUGACAAUUCAAAACGAUUGCUUAUGGAAUUACUGCAUCAGAAAUCUGGGCACCCGUCAAGUGAACAGUUUGAUUUGGUUAAUGGAAUACCACAUGACAGAAGGCCCCCUUCGGAUCACCGUUCUGGCACAAGCAUGGCAAACCAGUCAUUUAGUGUUGUUGCAGAUCAAGAAUCAGGUUUCAGCAAUUCCUUCACUGUUGGGUCUUUUGGUUCUGAUUCUGGUGUACAGCCUCAGAGUCGACUGUCUGAGGGGAUAACAAAUGUUCUCGAAAUCGGUGGAUUGCCUUAUAGAUCUAAAGAUGUAGCAGAAGUUGCAGGAGAACCAUUUGUUUCCCGAACUGGUGAAACCGCUCAGGUAAGCAAUGACAAUUUUACCAUGAAAAACAAGGCAGCCAAAAGACUGACUUCCUCUAAUGGGGAAGAACAAAGAGUCCUCAUCAAUGAAUGUAACAUUCAGGGAAUGACUUCAGAGCCUCAAGAAGGAUUAGUGGAGCGGGCUGCCUUGCCUUCUGUGGAUAGAGUCGAGAUGCCGGUGAAUGUCCUCAGCAAGCAUAAUUCACUUGAUUCUGCUGGUUUUCAAAAUGAAAAGGCUGGAUCAGGUGAUUCUUUUCCGGAGGAUGCUGCUAAGGAAAAGUUGCGAUCGUCCAGUUCAAAAGCACCAGACAAUGUAUUGCUGCGGCGUCCACCUGUCUCACGAGCUGCAUCUUCUCACGAAGGGUUGUCGGAGGUGACUGCUGAUCGUGUCGCCAGAGGGAAAAGCCUUUCAAAUACUGUACCUCCUGAUGGAGUGAGACGAGAACCAGGAGUUAAUGUAGGGAACACGGAUGCAUCUGGGAGAAGAGAUGCACAAUUUCGACGAACAUCCUCCUGCAACGAUGCCGAUGUACUGGAGACAUCAUUCAGCGACAUGCUGAAAAGCAGUGCUAAGAAGGCAGCACCUCAAGAAACCCAUGCUUCGGCAGGGGCAGCAGAGUCGUCGGACGGGAUGCCUGGCGGUCGAAACAACAAAAAGAAGGGGAAGAAAGGUAGACAGAUAGACCCUGCUCUUCUUGGGUUCAAGGUGACUAGCAACCGUAUUAUGAUGGGCGAAAUACAGCGGAUAGACGACUAAUGGUGAAGGUAAAUAUAUUGUACUGAUCAUGUUCACAAUCACUGUACAGGGUUCAGUUUUGUAGGUUAAUAGGAAUAGAACAUUACAAAUACCUCAUCCUCUGAGGGUUGGUGUAAAUACAAGUGCACUCACUAUCGAUAACGGUGCACCUCCUCAGGUUUGAAUAAUUGCAUUCAUUACGUUUUAUUUGUGGUGUUGUGUAAGGGAUUAGGGAUAGAUGUCUGAUAGAAAAUGAUGCCUCUGCUAUUUACAAAAUAGACAAAGAAAGAUCAAUGGAAUUUCAAUUAUAAAUUUUUUUUGUA
Molecule: messenger RNA, 5322 nt
Organism: Sesamum indicum (sesame)
Lineage: Eukaryota; Viridiplantae; Streptophyta; Magnoliopsida; Lamiales; Pedaliaceae
Source: RefSeq, a predicted model, not a curated record